AAGCUCUGUUGCCACGCACACGCACACGCACACGCUCACACUGUCAAUGGGCUGUUUGAGAAGGACCUCAAUCCACGGACAAGGAAGAAGCAAGAAGAAGUAGCUCAAGUGGAUUUUGUGAGUCUUUUUGUGUGUUGUGAGACGAUCAAUAGGACACUUAAGCCCACGUCCGUCCACUUGUGGGCAAUGUUUGCAGAGGGAUGAUCCCAAUCAUCGUGAUGAUGGAGACAAGUCCGCAUUUGAUGGCUUUCUGCCGUUUUUGAACUUCACUUUGGAUCCACUUUGGAUGCUGUGUGUCACCUACUUGGAUUACAUCUUUCAAAUACCUGGUAAUUCGUCCUCAUGGGAUCCUAACCGAGUCCUGUUCCACGACUGUGCCGACCUCCUCUAACCCCCGUAACCUCGGGGACCAGGCUGGGAUGGGAGAGGCCACCCCGGCUCAGUCCACCACCGGCGCCUUCGCUCCCAUGCUGGGUGUCGGUUUGAGCUCCAUCGGCGCGGGACCGAUGGGGCACGGCCCCUCCAGAGGCUCCGCGGUGCCGCAGCUGCACAGCGCCAUCGUGGAGCGGCUGCGCGCCCGCAUCGAGCUCUGCCGGCGGCACCACUCCACCUGUGAGGACCGCUACCAGAGGGGCCAGGUCGAGAGCUCGGACCGGGAGCACGAGAGCACGCUUCACCUGCUCAACGUCGUCCAACAGGGACCGGGGAACCGUAAGAGCAAGGGCAGUCGCGCUUCCGGCCAGCAGCCUCCGGAGUACGGCGGCAGGGCCAACGGGGGCCAGAGGGUCCUGGAGGGGGACCAGAAGAUGUCCACACGCAUGGCGCUUCAAGGGUCUUUGCGGAGGAAGAUGGAGGGACAUGUGCCUAAGCAGAACUCCUGCGCUUUCUCCACUUCUGAUUUCAAGCGAGUCCGUGUAGAAGCUGGUGGAAUGGGGCGAGCCCAGGGCAACCACAACUUAGGCCAUGCCCACUCUUUGCAAGCCUCGUCGGCCAUGGCGGUGCACAGGAAGAACUACAUGAUGCCGCACGCUGUGGCCUCUGACGUCUUCAGCAUGACCUUGAAGGAAAUGAAGAAAGAACCAGUGGAGGUCCAGUCAUGCGGGCGUUCCCAUGCGGAGAUGAUUUUUGAUUUCAAAGAGGAAGGUCAGAUCGACCCGGAGCUCCAGGAUCUUUUUGACGAGCUGACCAAGUCGGUGCCUCCUCUCAACGACCUGGAGUUUGAGAAGAUGCUGAAGCAGGAUGACACUUUUGGUUUGGAUCCGGGGCGACCCAGCUCAGCGGGAGCAGUGGCCAGCAUGUGCUCCCCCCUGGAGAAGACCAUCAAGAUGGAGCACUCUCCAGAUUACGGUCAGGUCCACGGUGGCUCUUCGCAGCUCCGGCCGGCCUCAGCGGGCCCGUCGUUUACAAUGACCACCUCUUGCACUGCUUCCACCACCACCACACAGAAGGUUAACACUCAGGUGGGGCCCCCCAGGUCCAUGCCCUGUUGGCCCGAGAUCUCCCAUGCGGAGCAGCUGAAGCAGAUGGCGGCCAACCAGCACCAGCCCAGCUUGCUACUCCACCACCAUCACCACCACACAUUGCCCGCGGGACUGGCAAGUUGGGCGCCCACCAUGAGCACACACUCCUCCACCAGCACCUUCCCCCAGGACAAAGGGACCAGGCCAAGACUACCUCCGCAGACCAAAGGUGUCAACAAUGGCCUUUUCAAGACCAACGGCCAUCACGUGGAGAUGAAGGCACUCGCCGCCAAACCCAGGGGGCACUUCACCCCCAAUGCCACCUCGGAUCACGGGAUGCCCUUGGUGGCUAGCUCAGGCAACAAGACAUCCAACCAGCAGGAUUCCCCUCCUGACGCCCAAAACCAUCAGCCACUCCACUUCCAGAAUCACCAGACCGCCACGACACUCCAGCAUGGCGGAGCACUGCCCUUCAGGUUGGGCCAACAGCACCAGGGUGUCCCUCCUGGGCCCAGGAUGCCUGCAAACGGAAGCGUUGGACAGCUGCGACCCCCAGCGCCCACCCACCCUCUUAAAGGCCCGGCCAAAUCCCCCACCAUGCAGAGACACCAUGCAGACAAAGACAACACACAGGAUCAGUUCAGUCGUCAUCUCACCAGGCCACCACCGGAUUAUAAAAGAAGUGUGGUGGGCGGGAACGUCUUCCCAGGUCCAACCUCGUCCCAGUCCUCCAGUGCUGAGAAGGACCUCCGGUGCCACCUUCAGGGUGAGAUGAGCUUGUCGCCGUCAGACCACAGGUUCGAGGGUCAUUCCGCCCCUUGCAUCGGACAGUUCUCACAGCACAACAACCAGAACCGAAUAUCCCCAAACAAGCCCAGAUUUCUGAGUCCAAACACGCAAGGGAGUUCAUUCGGGAUGAACAACGUAGCGGGUGGCCAACACCCGAGAACGACAGCUGACUCUCAUUCUCCGGGGGUAGCAGGGCAGGGCCUGGGGGGCACCAUGACCAACAUGGGCUGGUGCUCGUCCGGCAAGACCGGGACCACCGGACUAAGACGGCAAGCUCAGUUGGAACCUCCAAAGCAUCAGUACCUACAAAGACCCCUAGGACCUCCCAACCAUGUCGCACCGGACAUCAGGAUGCUACCGAUGAACCCGUCUGUUAGAGACGCAGGUUCCAGACUCAUGCAGCCAGCGAUCGGCUCCCCGUCCGCACCAAAUCUGAACCAGUCCUCUCCAGAACAGCGGGUGCCGGUGGGAAACUUCCCAGAGGCCGCGUGUAGCAGCUACCACAGCGGGCGCCCCAACCACGUGACCUUUGACUUCCUCCCCGAAGGAGACAACAUGGUUCCGGGGAUAAACACGGACUCGGACUUCAUAGAUUCCCUGCUCAAGUCAGGCUCGGGGAACGACGACUGGAUGAAAGAUAUCAACCUGGAUGAGAUUCUGGGGAACCACACUUGAAGCAUGAUGGACGUGGCGUGCGUGUGAAACGUGCUGAUGCUCGGUUUGCCAUCUUUACGUCAAUGUUGUGUUUACUGUGAAAGAAUUCAUGUACAUCAACACAAAACCAACUGGCACUGUGAACACGCUGCUGUGCUGUUGCAUUCACUGUCCAGCCUCAUUCUUUUCCUCCACAUGUCUUUUUCCAUAUGAGCUUCUUUUUAUGAUUUUAAAAAUGUGACUUUUCUGUGCAAUUGAACAAAUAUUGGGAUAUUAGCAAGACAAUAUAAUACGAUAAAUAAAAUGAUGACAUUGUUUUGCCAAUGCAGUUAUUCCUCUCCUUUUCCUAUUCCAAGAUUUAAAUGUGUUUAAGCGUGUGCUAUUUUUAGGCUGUGCUUGUCAUGUGACAGUCAUGUGACUAUUCCAGGAUAUGUUCCCAAAAUGGCAGCGAGUCAGAUAAGCUAGCUCAUUCCAAAAUCUUAUUUUUUGUCAAGACUGACGCGACGUAUUUGUCAUAAUCAUUAAUAAGACAACAGAUGUCACUCUUUCAAUCAAAUAUAUAAUUAAGAUAAUACAUCUUUGGCGUAAAUACGUUUUUUUUAACGUUUUUAUGUUCUUUAUGCUGCAUGGGUUUACGGUUAAAUCCGGAAGUGGUUGAACGAGUUUCUUGCUACCACUAGAGGACGCCAAAUAGCCACGUCACAUAAUGACUUGGCCCAACGGCGGUAAGCGGCGGUAAGUACACAUUUAUAUAUCGUCCUAAUUAUCCUUAACCUUCACCAAUGUAACCAGAUAUAAAAAUAUUAACUGCUAAUCAUUUGUAUGAAAUAUUAACAUGAAAUAUUUCAAUUCAUUCUAAUUCUCACUUUUCCUGAAAGUACCAUUUUUACAUUUUACAUGUUUUCCUGUUUUUUUCUGUUGAUAUUUAUAUUAGCUUGGAUAUACUGUGUAAAUCAUCCCGCUACCUCAGUAGUUUAAAAUAUAUCCAAACAUUACUUCAUCCAUUAUUGAAAUGAGUAUCGAUAAGAAUCAGACAUGACGUCAUAGAUGAAUGGAUUGCGGAGAUACCAGCAACCACCGUUUGGCCCGUCACGUCACGCAUGCGCCGUAGCUUAGCAUGAUUGACUAGAAUGCGUGUAAAUAGCAUUAGCAACAUUAGCAAGUCACUAGGGAAGAUUUUCAACACCUCAGCAAAACAUGGGCACAACAGAGCCAUGUCAUUGAUCUUAUUGAUGAUGUGUUGCGUAACACUAAGACAGGAAGAACAUCAAAUUAAAAGCACAAGGAGCCACCAUCCACCAGUACCAGCCUGGACAUUAAACUCGUGGACAUGACAUUUUUUUACAUGAUUAUCCAAUUUCAGAUCAAUAUUUGCAAAAAGUAAGUGACAUUAUUAGUGUGCAACAAAAGAAUCAACAUUUUACCACAAAGUAUAUACUUUAUUUCAAGCCAAUUUCAGAGUUUUUGAUAUGAAGGGAUAUAUAUUUAUAUAAUGUAACAGAUUGUAUGGUUCUAAAACAUGCACAUAUCUAUAAAAAAAAGACACAAUGAACAGAUCAUCGCUGAAUAUAAAUUCAUUCCAUGUGCAUUUAGAAAAACUAAAUACAAAAUUGGGUGUGAUUAGUUCUACGGCUACAAUGACGGUCAACAGCUAAUGUGCUCCGCUAAACAAGCAUUAAAAUUAGCUUUUUGUGACAAAAAAAAAAUGCCGUGCAAUACAAGCACUGUAGUGUACCACUCUUGUUUGUCACCAACACUGUUCAAAGUCAUCAGCACAUCAAUCUAAAAAGGAGCUUUCUCACAAACAAUAUAGAAUAUAGGAAAAAAAAACUGUUCCAUCAAGUUAAUGCUACCAAAAGAUACUGAAGUUAGCGUUCAAAUCAUCUCGCCCGACCAUGAGGGUCUGCUGCGGGCCGACAUCACGUGGCGUGAACAUCAUUCCCAAAUAAAACCGUGAGAGAUCUGCGCCAUGAUGAAAUCUUUUCAAAUCACAUACUUCUCUGCUCUAAAACCUGGUCCAAGGAGGAGAAAAAGAAGACGUGGCUCUCCUGGUAUCACCACCCAUCACCACUUUGUUCCUCGCUAGCUUAUACUUUGAUCACACAAGAAAUCACACCUUCUUUCCUGGACUGUCAAACUGGAAGUCAAAAAAAAAAAAAAAGUACAAUCUUUGGAAUCUGCCACAACAAGUCCUGAUGAUAUAACAAGUGAUUGUUUCUUCAUUCAUCCUCACAAAAAGAAAGAAAAACUCCAAAGUGUCCAACCUUGGCCCGUCCACAAACAUGCUUCAACACGUCCAAGCUGUCCUCAAACGUCUCAGGAAGACUCAUGGGCUAUCCACGCGGGAACGUUUUCAAGUAUUUAUCCUUUCAGCUAGGGAUGCUCUAAUCUGUCGGCACAUUUUGAUGGCAUGUGGUGCCGAUAAACGCCUUCCAAGGCAAUCUCCCAUUUUCCCAUGGGGAACUUACCUACCAACGCAUGCCAUGAAGAACAUGUGAUGGGGGUUAGAAAGCUUUCAUUGAAUACGGCUAACAAUGUGAUCAUCAGUCAAAAACGAUGAACAACACUCGCCCGUAAGUGCGGGGCAGUCAUAAGGCAAAGCUAAUAGAGAUGAGCAGCAAUGGAAGACAUCGAGUUCAUCUAUUGCUUUCUUCCUUGGAGCCCACCUACGUGCUCCCUGGAAGUCCUGCUGGAGCUCCACCGGACUCUCCUUGAAGAAGAGUAUCUCCAAAAUUAACACUCAUCAAUAAUAAACUUGAAGUGAUCGGUGGCGGCCCAUUUCUCUUACGGAUUAAUCGGCAUCAGAAAACCUUGAUGGGAGCAUCCCUACUUCAUCCUUCCUUUCAUCCACACGGAAACAGCGCUCCGGUGCCCUGAAAUGCUAUUUUCCAGAGUGGGACAACCAGAUAUGUAUCCGCCAUGUAGACAACAAGCAAACCGCAACUUUCAAAAACGAUGACAUCACCCCCCCAUCGCCAUCACGUGACCAGAAGCUGACGUCAUUUCUGAAUAUUUCCACUGACAUGACUCACUGCAGUCAACAUUCUCCUGAUAUUUUAUCUUGGGCCCCAGUCCACACGGAUUACUAAAUAGUUGCAUCCAGACGGAAGGGUAACACGGAUGUAAUACAUAAGUCACGCCUACAGCCAUUAAAAAAAAAAAAAACCUUCUCAGGGCACCCGUGUGGAUGCCAGGAUGAAACCAGACUCAGAAGUAAUUCCACGACAGACAAUAUGGGUGGUCAGGUGGUUCCCUCUGUGUUUACAGCGCCACACGUAGGCAUGACUUGUGUAUUACAUCCUUUUCAUCCGGUCAUCAAUUCCUAUCUGGAUGGGAUGACCAUUUAUGAUUUAUAAUCCGUUGGCUUUUUUUGGUUCAUGUUCAGGAAUAGGAGCCACGUCGGAGAAAGACGCAAACUGCAAACUUUGAAAUGGGCCACAGAGCCACCAAAGUGGAUCAUUGUACCUUUUCUUCAUCUGAAGUGAUGUGAUGCAAUUGAAAAAACUCCAAACAACAUAAGCAACUUUGAUCAAAGUCAUCAUACACGUGUUAUCUAAAAGUCCAAAUAGUCAAAGAGAUAAAAGAUGAAUUAGAAGCUGUGAUAUAAAGAGGCUAACAAAUCCCUACAUCCCAUUAAAAUGUGUUUAUAAAUCCAAAAUACAUUUUGAUGAUAGAAAAAGAUGAGAAAGAGAAA
This is a messenger RNA of Doryrhamphus excisus (bluestripe pipefish), 6597 nucleotides long. RefSeq names its product mastermind like transcriptional coactivator 2 (gene maml2). Gene Ontology annotation, cellular component: nucleoplasm; nuclear speck. The record is from RefSeq and is a predicted model, not a curated record. Lineage: Eukaryota; Metazoa; Chordata; Actinopteri; Syngnathiformes; Syngnathidae. Gene Ontology annotation, molecular function: transcription coactivator activity. Gene Ontology annotation, biological process: Notch signaling pathway; positive regulation of transcription of Notch receptor target.